ACAGUCAGUCAAAAUCAGUCAAAGUGACAAUUUUUGUUUUCAUUUCGUCGAAUUCGUUGAUUUUCAUUCGUAAUUUCUUAGGUAUUCUAUUAAUGUUCGUUUCGCUCUUGGAAGAUUCUUCUUUUCUGUUUAUUGUAUUGCACAGUGUAAAUAAAAUUGUAGAUAAGAUAAAGUUGUUAAGAAAAUUUGUGUAAUGAUAAAACAUUACAAUGGCGUAAGAGCAAUUUAAACAAGUUAUUUUAUUGUUAGUUUUGUUUUUUGUCAAAAUGGAACAUUUUGGUCUCUCCCAUAUUUUAUAUCAGCCAGACAAAUAUACUCCUGAUACUUUGAAUUUGGUCGCUGAUGAAGAAGCGAGGGAAUAUUGGUUAAAUACCUGUGAAAAACUCGUAGAAAAAUAUGUGAAUUUUGCGCUUACCAACAAUGAAGAUCCCACCGUAGAAAUAAGAGCCCUGAAAUUUAAAACGUGCUACGUAGAAGCCCUUAAAGAGCUUAAAAUAAAUCCUCUUGCUCAUGGACAGCUGACAAUACGAUUACUUCUUGACAUCAACGAAACAUGCCUUCGUUCUCAGGGAUUCUUUGAUUUGUGGAAACAACAGAAGAAAUAUGAAAAUGAAGGAGCCCUUGCUGCACUCAGCUCCCGUUUGGCUGAAAUUGAUGCAUUACCUGACAAUAGACAAAGAUGGAUUGAGCUUGGCAAGGGUGUUUUAGCAGGCAAUAUGUUUGAUUGGGGUGCCCAAGCAGUAACUGAUAUAUUGGAUUGUGGACUCUAUGAAGCACUACAGAAAAUUCAAAAACGACCAUGGCUAUAUGAUGGUUUAGAUAAAUGGCUUGAUAAAUUAGAGAAAACUGUGCAUCAUUGUGCAGCCGUGUUUGUGGAUAAUAGUGGUGUUGAUAUAGUAUUGGGCAUUUUGCCAUUUGUGAGAGCUUUAUUACUUAGAGGAACAUCUGUAAUGUUAUGUGCUAAUGAGUGGCCAGCAUUAAAUGAUGUCACAUAUAUGGAGUUGGAAGAAAUUUUACAACGUGCUUCCUUAUUAUGCCCUGUUUUGUCUGCUGCAUUGGCCACCGGAGACUUAGUUGUUAGAUCCAGUGGACAAAGAGGACCAUGCCUGGACCUUCGGACUAUUGGUGUUGGUCUCUGUACUGAAAUGAAGGUGCGUGGUGUGGAUCUAAUAAUUUUAGAAGGCAUGGGGAGAGCAUUACAUACAAACUUGAAUGCCCGUCUAGCAGUAGAUUCACUGAAAUUGGCAGUAGUGAAGAAUGCGUGGUUAGCUCAGCGUCUUGGUGGUCCAUUAUUCUCUGUUAUUUUUAUUUAUGAAGAUAAACCUACCGAAACAUAACAGACUCACAUUUAAAUGUUAUAUAUUUUUAAUAAACAAAAUAUGAUUAUCUCAGUAUUCAUAUAGAAUAAGCCAUCAUUUGUGAACAUCCAUAUAUGUUGUAUAUAUAUCUCCAAGGUGUUCAUAUUUUUGAAUGCCAAUUUGUUUUUUAGUGAUUUCUGAAUUAUAUUGAGUGUUACCUUGA
Messenger RNA from Galleria mellonella (greater wax moth), 1521 nucleotides. Its product is annotated as 4'-phosphopantetheine phosphatase. The transcript is spliced from 5 exons. Gene Ontology annotation, cellular component: nucleus; cytosol. NCBI's taxonomy places the organism in Eukaryota, Metazoa, Arthropoda, Insecta, Lepidoptera, Pyralidae. Gene Ontology annotation, biological process: coenzyme A biosynthetic process. Gene Ontology annotation, molecular function: ATP binding; pantothenate kinase activity. The coding region runs from base 267 to 1337 and encodes 356 amino acids. The record is from RefSeq and is a predicted model, not a curated record.